AUGAUUUCUCUAUAUCCAGUCGUCAUAUUUCUGUACGGCGCUCUGCAUUCGGGCUCCAGCCUCGGACCUCAAAUGCAGCACAGAAGACUGCUCCAGACGUCUCCACAUGAGCCACUGAAGGUCUGGUGGAACGGGGAGCCGUGUGUGCUGCUCUGGUUCCGGAGGCUGUCUCUGGGAUGUGGAGAGCAGAGGCUGGAUCUAACCGAGAGGGUCUUCUCUGCCCACAACCCAGUGGACCUCAGCCAGUCCAGCUGCAGCCCGGACCAGGCCAGAGUGGUCCUUCGAUUUGGAGACAUGAAGGACCUUACAGACUUGUCCAUCAGCCUGUUCCUGUCGCGCUCUCAGGUGGAAGCGUCUGGGGAGGGCUGGUUUUCUCUGGACUCGGUGUGUGUGCAGUUUAACUCCAGUCAGAAGCUGGUGUUUAACUCGUCUCAGAUCUACAGCCCCGAGUCGUCCUCCUUCAGCUGUGAGCACAUCAGCAGCCUGCAGAAGUACAACGCUCUCCUGAGCCCCACGGGGCGCGCUCACAACUGGGCUCUCACCUUCACACAUUUCCAGAUCCAAGCGUUCUCCGUCUCCUCUGGGGUGUUUUCUCGUCCCGUUGACUGCGAGACGUUCCUGACUCCGGCGCUCCUCAUGGGCCUCCUGUCCUCCCUGAUCCUCCUGCUGGUGUUGGCCUACGCCUUCCAUCUGCUGCUGCAUCUGAGAGACCUGGAGGAGCGUGAGCAGAGCUGUCAGCAGAGUCCCGGGAAGAGCCCCCAGCACCUCCACUGCUCGGCCCAGAAAUAUGUGCUGUAG
This is a messenger RNA of Knipowitschia caucasica, 798 nucleotides long. The record is from the annotation of a GenBank genome assembly. Lineage: Eukaryota; Metazoa; Chordata; Actinopteri; Gobiiformes; Gobiidae.